Molecule: messenger RNA, 1087 nt
Organism: Aspergillus welwitschiae
Lineage: Eukaryota; Fungi; Ascomycota; Eurotiomycetes; Eurotiales; Aspergillaceae
Product: SDR family NAD(P)-dependent oxidoreductase
Exons: 4
Coding region: 130-951 (273 amino acids)
Molecular function (GO): oxidoreductase activity, acting on the CH-OH group of donors, NAD or NADP as acceptor
Source: RefSeq, a predicted model, not a curated record
GACCAGAAUUACCAGCACAAGACGAGCUCUAAAUCCAGGGCUAUAAGCUGGUAGUAUUCCUCACGUCAACCGCUCAAUUUCCUCCAGAGGCCCCAAUCGACCAUAAACCACAAUCAACCCAUAACAAUAAUGCCUCUCCCCCAAAUCCUAGUCGGCAAAGUCGCCGCCAUUACAGGCGGUUUAACCGGUAUUGGCAGGGCCAUCGCUCUCGAAUACCUCCGCCACGGCGCAAAAGUAGCCGUAAACCACCUCGGCGGAUCCAAAGAAGAGCCCCUCAUCGAAGCGAUGCGCAAAGACGUAUCUGAGAUUAUCGGAUCCAAUAACGACAGUGAGCAGAGCAGCAGCAGAUUCAUCCUCGUCGCAGGAGACGUAACACAGCCCGAGACGGGGCGGGAGUUCGUAGCCAAAGCCGUGGAAGCCUUUGGACGACUCGAUGUGUUCGUGAGUAAUGCGGGAGUGUGCAAGUUCGAGGAGUUUCUCGAAGUCGACCCCCCUCUCCUCGGCCACACAAUCAACACCAACCUCUGUGGCGCAUUCUGGGCAACACAAGCAGCAGCACGACAAAUGGCGCUGGCUCAAUCGCCACCGGGAGGCUCCAUUAUCGGGAUUAGUUCUAUCUCUGCACUUGUUGGGGGUGGACAGCAGACGCAUUACACGCCCACCAAGGCGGGGGUGCUUAGUCUUAUGCAGUCGUGUGCGGUGGCGUUGGGCAAAUACGGCAUCAGAUGUAAUGCGCUGCUGCCGGGAACGAUCCGGACUCAGUUAAAUGAUGAGGAUAUGAGUGAUCCGGUGAAGAGGACGUAUAUGGAGGGCAGGAUUCCGUUGGGGCGGUUGGGUCAGCCACCGGAUUUGGCGGGGCCGGCGGUGUUUUUGGCUUGUGAGGAGUUGAGUGGUUAUGUGACUGGAGCGCAGAUACUUGUGGAUGGGGGACUUUUCGUGAAUCUUCAGUAAAUGAAACGAUAUUAUUGUGAUGAUCUCUCUGAUGUGGACAUACUUGGUUAUGGCGAUCGGUGUACAUACAUACUUCUAGCAUAUGAAUCGAAUUAAGUACUACUAUCUAGAUUUCAAUCGCAUAUGCUUUGACUGC